AUGGCGUCGAGGGCAAGCGGUCAGCCAGAGGUUAGCGGCUGUGUCGUCGAGGGCGAGAGGAGGUGGCCUCGAGCAGGGAUCAGCGAGCGGUGGUGUCGAGGGCGAGCGACGGUGCCGUCGAGGGCAAACGGUGAGCCAGAGGUCAGCCGCGGUGCUGUCGAGGGCGAGCGAAGGUGGCCUCGACCCUCGAGCAGAGAUCAACCGCAGUGGCGUCGAGGGAGACCGGCGGUGGCGUCGAGACUCGAGGGCGGACGGCGGUGGCGUCGAGCCGCGAGAUGGAGAACGGACGGGCAAAGAGGUCGGCCGCGGUCUUUGUCGAGGGCGAGCGAAGGUGGCCUCGAGUCCUCGACCCUCGAGCGAGAUCAGAUCGGCAAUGGCUUCGAGGGAGACCGGCGGUGGCGUCGAGACUCGAGGGCGACCGGCGGUGGCGUCGAGCGAGAUGGAGAACGGACGGGCGAAGAGGUCACCGCGGUGCUGUCAAGGCGAGCGAAGGUGGCCUCGAGUCCUCGACCCUCGAGCGCAGAUCAGCGGGCCAGCGGCGCGUGGCGUCUGGGAGACCGCGAUGGCGUCAAGACUCGAGGGCGACCGGCGAUGGCGUCAAGACUCGAGGCGACCGGCGGUGGCGUCGAGCGAGAGAUGGAGAACGGACGGGCGAAGAGAGAACCGCCUCCAUCUUCGAUCGCGACACAGCAGCAACCCCCUGCUCCGUCGCGCCUCAGUCUCCGCUUCGCCUGCGAGCCCGCUGCUGUUGCCGAUCCGCUCCACCAGCCCCGCGAAGCUGCUGUCCCGAUCUGCUACAACCCUGCCGUGACAGUAGCACCACCGCCGAAGCCACAGCCAGCCACCGCUCCUUCGCCGCCCGCCGCUGAUCCGCCCGCAACGGUGCUGCUGCCCCUUGCUCUAUUGCGGUCUGCCCAGCCCGGCGCCCGCCGUGCCCCGCCGACGUUUCCUCCUGCUCACUCGUUGCUGCCCGAGCCGCCGGCUGCCGAAGCCCUUGCACGCCGCUCUGAGCCCUCUCCGAGCGACGCCGCUACAUCAUCCGUGACUCCGGUCGCCCUUGCUGCCGAGUCCAACGACCACGCCAGCAGCACCACAAAUUGCUGA
Eucalyptus grandis is the source of this 1104-nucleotide messenger RNA. Its product is annotated as WAS/WASL-interacting protein family member 1-like. The transcript is spliced from 3 exons. The record is from RefSeq and is a predicted model, not a curated record. The coding region runs from base 1 to 1104 and encodes 367 amino acids. NCBI's taxonomy places the organism in Eukaryota, Viridiplantae, Streptophyta, Magnoliopsida, Myrtales, Myrtaceae.